AUGGAUACAAUCAAUCGCGACGCCAAAAGGAAAGCACGGAUACGCGGACUAGGGACCCGUGUGGUGAAGGCAAGCGAUCUUAAUCUUCUGUCAACUUUAGUUUCUCCAAAUGCGGCUAGUUCAAGAGAAGAAUCAGAACCACCAUUACCACCUCCACCACCGCAAAAACAACAUCAACAACAUCAACAUCAACAUCAACAGCGAAAACCCCAGGAAAAUCUAAACCAACAUGAGAGGUCUUCCAAAGAACAUCUUCUUGACAGUACAGCUGGCCAACCCAGUAACCAAUUGAUCAUACUGGCGGAUGCCUCAGGUAAUCAAGCACUUAAUUCAGCUAAUAAUCUUCUGAAUACCGACAAAUGUACAAUUGAUGAAGUAAAGGAAUCGAACUCCAACAAGCAUUUCCAUGACCCUAUUGAUUUAACCAAUUCAAAAGUUACCAAGCCAAAUCGAGAUAAAAACGAAAACAAAAACAAAAACCAGCGACGCGGUAAAGGACGACCGAAAAAAUUUAAACCACCGGGACGUCCAAAAGUUGGCGAAGUACUGAAAAAGCAAAAUGAUCCGAGCUUGACGCGAUCUCAAUCUGAAGAUCAUCAACAUGCUACGGCAGGUGAAUCUCCAGCUGUUGAGGUUAGAGUCGGAACUGAAAGUGAACCCACCAAGCCAAUUGCUGACUUGGCCAAAUUGAAUGUGGUUUCUACAUCCCAUGGCUUGACCACCUCAACCACCAACCAAACAGAAGUUCUUCAAGAUAAAAAGCAACAGGUCGAGCUUGAUGAUUCCUGUGGCAAUGCAUCAACUGCAGAAUUAAGGAUGGAAGUUUUAAAUGCUUUACGCCGAUUUUUUGAAUAUUUCACUCCCAAAUCUUCACAGGAUGGUGUUAAUCAUCAUAAAAGUUUUACUUUGAUUACUGAAGCAAUUGCAGAACUAUGCGACUCUUCUUUUGAAAAUGAAAGCUAUGCUACGGAUCUCUCAAGAAUAGAAAAUAAAAUUGUUGCCAUUAGGAAAGAGAUUGCUCUGACUAAAAGUAAAAUCGAGAACGUAAAAGAAGAUGUGAUGAAACUAAAUGAAAUAUUAUUGGGUAAAGGUGAUGCAGCGUCGAGUUUGACCAACUUGAAUAACAAGGGCGAAGUAACUGCAUAUUUUCGCGCAAAACUAGAAGAACAAAAAAUUCUUGUCGAUCAUGUAAAGACAUUAGUGGACAGAAUUAAACAAUUACGAGCCGAUGCAUUGGAACUUGAAAGUAAACUACGAGAUGUUUCAAAGAUCUAG
Messenger RNA from Lodderomyces elongisporus, 1275 nucleotides. RefSeq lists its product as uncharacterized. The transcript is spliced from 2 exons. The record is from RefSeq and is a predicted model, not a curated record. Lineage: Eukaryota; Fungi; Ascomycota; Pichiomycetes; Serinales; Debaryomycetaceae. The coding region runs from base 1 to 1275 and encodes 424 amino acids.